Messenger RNA from Glarea lozoyensis ATCC 20868, 627 nucleotides. RefSeq lists its product as uncharacterized. Lineage: Eukaryota; Fungi; Ascomycota; Leotiomycetes; Helotiales; Helotiaceae. The transcript has 3 exons. The coding region runs from base 1 to 627 and encodes 208 amino acids. The record is from RefSeq and is a predicted model, not a curated record.
AUGCUUCUCUUCAAUGUGAUCUUCGCCGUUGUCGGCUUCCUCACUGUGUGUGGCGCCAUGCCAACAAUUGGCUACGAGGAUCAAGAUUUACCGUAUCCGCUUGUUGAAGAUGAAUCCUCAGACGGUCUCUCUCCUGACAUCGAAGCUGCUCCUUUCGAGACUGAUAGUGAGUCUAAAGGCGCAGAAAAGGCUGAAAGAGAUUUUACUCGACGUAAUAAAGUAAAACCACCUCUGUGCCUGAAGGACAUUGAUAAUCCUGACUGGCAAGACACUAUGAGGGUUUGCGCAGAGAAAGCAGCCUACGAGUUAUCACAAAACAAGACUAUUAAAGUCCCGGCAAGAAAGUGUGUUCAAGGGGCAUGCUUUGACGAGGCAAGAAUCUACAUUUGUAACGACAAUGAAUACGAUAUUGAACCAGCUGGAGAAUAUUUGGCGACUUAUGCCAAUGACAUGGUCGACGAAUGCACGCAUAAAAAGUUUCCGCUUUGGUUCCCCUCCAUAACCGCCGGUCAAGCAUUCGAUACUGACAAUUACAAUGUCGUUGUACGAAAGGCUGAUCCACUCGAAUGUCCUCGGCCUGGUAAUACCUGCAAACAAGAUUCUUAUCCCGGACAUCCUAAAACUUAA